Acaromyces ingoldii is the source of this 1820-nucleotide messenger RNA. RefSeq lists its product as hypothetical. Gene Ontology annotation, biological process: cytoplasm to vacuole targeting by the Cvt pathway; autophagy. Bases 21 to 1820 code for a protein of 599 amino acids. Gene Ontology annotation, molecular function: phosphatidylinositol binding. NCBI's taxonomy places the organism in Eukaryota, Fungi, Basidiomycota, Exobasidiomycetes, Exobasidiales, Cryptobasidiaceae. Gene Ontology annotation, cellular component: phagophore assembly site. The transcript is spliced from 7 exons. The record is from RefSeq and is a predicted model, not a curated record.
CACCGCGAACGCGCCGAUACAUGAUGGACGGUGACGACGAUCAGUUUACUUCUGUGACGUGGGAAUCAGAUCCCAACGAUGGACCGACGUCGAGCAACAUGCCGGGCACGUCACUGCCGCGGACCUCGCAUCCUGCCACACCAAGCGCAGCUUCGGCAGGGCCUAGCGCAGACGCCAUCCUAGGUCGCGAUCCAAUCCAUCUGGCAUCAGCACGAAAGGGCCCUAGUGCCGCUGAGGAUGACACACGAGAUCCCAGAUGGGAAGGAUAUCUCUUGGUACAGGUCACUGAACCGAGAAAGGAGCUUGAGGGGACAAAGGAGAUGUUUGUUAGUUAUGGGAUCCGGGCAGAGACCAACCUCAUGCAUUUUCAAAGGACAAGACUCACCACAAGAAGACGUUUCCAAGACUUUGUCUUCCUGCGAGAGAAUCUUGCCAGGGACUUUCCCGCGUGUGUCGUGGCUCCUUUACCUGACAAGCAUCGGCUCGAAUACUUCACUGGCGAUCGAUUCAGCAACGAAUUCUUGGAGCGAAGAACACAAGACUUGCAGCUCUUUCUCGAGCGAGUGAGCCGACACCCGACGUUACAGAGGGCUCAGCUCCUUCGAAGCUUUCUAGAAUCCGCGGAAUGGCAAAUCGACAUGCACACGCAUAUCUCGCACACUUCGUCCGUCAACAACUCGGGCAAGGGUGACGAACAGGGAGGUGGGAUAUUGGACAGCCUCCAGGACACCCUCUUGAAUGCCUUCGCGAAAGUCCGCAAGCCAGACGAGCGCUUCGAAAGCAUGAGGGAACGUCUCGAGAGGCUCGAAGAGGGUCUCAGCAGCACCGAGCGCGUCGUCUUGCGGACACGGGCCAAGCAUGGAGCGCCAACCCCUCCUCGUGCCCCUCUUUCUUCUUCUUCUUCUUCUAAUUUGCCAUUUCCUCUGUCGUCUCAACGGCGAUCAUUCUCGCCUUUCGCUCGCUUUCGUAAUACCCCGGACGCGCCUGUACCACAACCGUCACCAUCGCACUACCGGUCCUUUUCCGAAUCGCACUCAUCUUUGCGGCGACCUCCUUCACCCAUCUCAACCAUUGUGGACACUCCCGUUUCGCCUGUGCUAUCGUCGCCGUUCUCUUCGCCGCAACUCUUUGCUCCCAAUCUGGCCCUCGAAUCGCAAGAUCUCGCCACCGACUACGAAGACCUUGCCUCGUCUAUCGAAGGACUGGGAUUCCUUGAGAGCGGCAUUACGGAGCCUCUCAAUCGAUUUGCGGCCACGAGCAUGGAGUGGGCGCGAUUGCAGCGAAAUAAUUCGACGCGGGCGACGGACGACAUGCUUUCGCACCUUCACGCCCUCUUGGCUUAUUCUGCAACUCAUCGAGGCGUGCUCAGGCUUCGAGAUCAAAAGCAGCUCGACUUUGAGGAGCUGACCGAUUACCUCAGCUCCGUGGUCACCGAGCGCGACCGGCUGGCGAGCUUAAGCAGCCCUUAUGGAGCUGGCCACGGUUUGGGCGGGGUGAGAGGAACGGGCAUCGGUGGAUACCUGCGGGAUCGAGUCGACAGCAUUCGAGGCAUCGAUGAAGAACGGACAAGAGUUGAACGGAUGGCGCGCCUUGAUGGUCGCAUCUCCGAGCUUCAAGAGGCCGUGACGACAUCGCACGACGUCAGCGUCGCCUUCUCCAACGAGGUUCAGCGCGAACACAAGAUCUUCAAUAUGGCAAAGGACCGCGAAAUGAAGGAUCUAACGAGCACCUACGUUGACGGCCAGAUUGAAAUGUACCAACGAGGCAUGGACGUCUGGGACCGCUUGAUCCCCCACCUCGAGAGAAUCAAGGUUGACUGA